AUGGGGAAGAAAGCGAAGAAGAAGGCUCGAACUCCAACAAAGGAGAAUCUGACCACAACGCUCUCCAAGAAGGUCUCUGAACAGCCUAAUGAAAAUGGGGACGGGGAAGUAGCUGAGGUGGCUGAGGUAGCUGUUAAAGCAGUGAAGGAGAAACAAGCGUGUGUGCAUUUCGAGAAGGGUCUUAACGUGGAUAAACUGUUGGAUAAGAUUGAGAAUUCCAAGAAGAUUAAGUGUCAAGAAUGCAAGGAAGGGAUCCACGACAAGAGAGGAGCUAAAGCCAAAGGUAACAAGGGCAAACAUGGAUUUGCUUCUUCUGACCCAAAAUCUGACAGGAAAGCUAUUUGGGUUUGUUUGGAAUGUGGCUGUUUUGUUUGUGGAGGUGUUGGGUUACCAACUGGACCUCAGAGCCAUGUUGUGCGGCAUAUCAGAGUGACUCGUCACAAAUUGGUGAUGCAAUGGGAAAACCCUCAGUUACGAUGGUGUUUUCCAUGCCAUUCGAUUCUCCCUGUUGAAAAAGAAGAGAACGGUGAGAAGAAAGAUGUCUUGUCGGAGGUCGUAAAGUUGAUGAAAGCACGAUCUUUGAACAAUGUAGCUUCAUCUGAUACCGAAGAGCAGUGCUCGGGAAGUGGCAGUGUCACUAGUGAUGUCAAAUUAGAAGGUGCUGUGACCAGUGGUAUAGAAGCAAGAGAUGGUUAUGUUGUGCGAGGUUUAGUCAACCUUGGGAACACGUGUUUCUUUAACUCGAUAAUGCAGAAUCUCCUUUCUUUGGAUCAGUUACGCGAUCACUUCUUGAAGGAGGAUGUGUCUGGUUUUGGUGGCCCUCUUGCUUCCUCCCUGAAGAAAUUAUUCGCUGAAACGAAACCAGAGGCAGGCUUGAAGAGUGUGAUGAAUCCUAGAGCCUUUUUUGGGUCUUUCUGUGCUAAGGCACCCCAGUUUAGGGGAUAUGACCAGCAUGACAGCCACGAGUUGCUACGCUGUUUGCUAGAUUCGUUGAGCACUGAGGAAUCAGCCUUCAGAAAGAAGCGUGGUGUUUCUGAGAAUGAUGAGAAAUUGGAGGCGAAAUCUACUCUCAUUGAAUCUGUAUUUGGAGGCGAAACUUCGAGCAUUGUUUCUUGUAUGGAGUGUGGGCAUUCGUCGAAAGUCUAUGAGCCGUUUUUGGAUCUUUCUUUACCCGUUCCGUUCAAGAAAACCCCUCCUAAAAAGCAGCAGACCGUUUCUCGAGCUAAGAAAGCUAAGCUUCCACCAAAAAGAGUCCCCAAGAAUAAAUAUACAAAACUCCUCCCAAGUAAGGCUCUGUCAGAACUGAACUCUCCGGGAAAAGCUGUGGCUGUCACAGCUGAUUCGGGUACAUCUUGUUCCAGCUCUGCAACCACUGGUAAUGGUGUGGUUUCAGAGACUCCUUCGGUUAUGACCCUUGACAAUAAGCAGGCUUCAGAAACUGAAACACAAAGUGAUGGUGUUUUUGAUAGCUUCUGGUUGGAUAUUAUUGGACCAGAAACCUCUGGAGAUGAUACAAAUUUGGGUAUGGAAGAUAAUGUUAGUGAUAAACUCCCAACAACUGAGGCUGAUCAAAUUGAGGAUAAACCAAAUACUCCUGCAAAUACCUUGGUUUCAUUGGAUGAUCAGACUUUGGAAGGUAAUGAAGAGAGGCUGAUGCAAGAUAAUGAUGAAGUUGCAAAGGCAGAAACCAUCUUGGAUGAAAAAGAUGUACAAGCUGUGCAGUCUGAUGAAUGCACAGCUACAAGCGGUAUAUCUGCUGAAAUCAAUCAAGCUAGUUGCAUCGGUGGUGAUCCUGGUUUAGGGGAAAAUUCUUCCUCGGUGAAUCCUUGGGAUGAGGAAGAGCUUCCUUUGAUGGUUGCAGAUUCGCAAAUUCUGUACAUGCCAUAUAAAGAAAACACAUCAUAUGAUGAUAAAACAGUUGUUGAAGGUGAGGGUGAGGCUUCAUCUUCGUUUGUUACUGGUGAUCAUGAACCACAAAACCAGGAUUUUGUUGAUUUGGGUGGUUUAUUUGAUGAGCCCGGGACUACUGAAGGACCUGUUUUUGGACCUCCUUCUAAGGCUGAAGCUUCGGGAGUUGGUUUUAUGGCGUUCAGCAGCGAGUCUGAUCCUGAAGAAAUCGAUAAUUCGGAUUCACCGGUGUCUGUAGAGAGGUGUUUGGCUCAUUUCACAAAGGCUGAAAUUUUGUCAGAUGACAAUGCUUGGAACUGCGAGAAUUGUUUAAAGAACCUGAAACUUCAACGGCUGAGAGAAAAGCGAGAAUCCAAAAAAGAUGAAUCAAGAUCAAGCAACACCAGCAACGGAUGGUUGAGUGAAAACGAAGUUGGAGAAUCUGGAGAAACCGAAGUAGCAGCAAUCAAGCAAGAUCCAAAAGAUAAUUCUAGUGUCGAGGAUAAUGGAAGAGAAGCUGUGAGUUCUAACUCAGCUAAUGUGAGUGAACCGGAAGAAGCUCAAGAAGAAGAGGAAGAUUCUGAGAAAGUGGUAACAGUAAAAAGAGAUGCAACUAAAAGAGUACUUGUAAACAAAGCCCCACCUGUCUUAACCAUUCAUCUAAAACGAUUCAGCCAAGAUCUGCGUGGUAGGCUAAGUAAGUUAAACGGUCAUGUAGCUUUCAAAGAAGUCAUCGAUCUUCGACAAUAUAUGGACUCAAGGUGUAGCAGAGAAGACCCGCCUGUAUACAGACUGGCUGGAUUGGUGGAGCAUUCAGGGACCAUGAGAGGAGGUCAUUAUGUGGCGUAUGUUAGAGGAGGCCAGAAAGUGAAAGGGACUGAUUCCUCCAGUGUGUGGUAUAACGUAAGCGAUUCACAUGUUCGUCAGGUUUCAUUGGAGAAGGUUCUGAAUGCUGAAGCGUAUAUCUUGUUCUAUGAACGGAUCUUCUCACAAGGCUGA
Molecule: messenger RNA, 2886 nt
Organism: Microthlaspi erraticum
Lineage: Eukaryota; Viridiplantae; Streptophyta; Magnoliopsida; Brassicales; Brassicaceae
Source: the annotation of a GenBank genome assembly